AUGGCUUGGAGAAGAGUCUAUGCACUGCUCUUGUUGUGCAUCAUCCGGCUCCUGCCCAUGGUUGGCAACGAGCAGGGUGAGGCCAUCCAGGCUGGCGUACAGCAGCCUGUGGAGCUGCCAAACACGGACAUGACUGGUCUGCUGGAAAAGGUGGAUGAGAUGGACCCGAUUUUGGAGGAGACGGAACCGGUGCUGGAGGAGAGCGACUUUUCCUGGGGAGCCCUCCUCUUUGCUCCUCUGGAACAAUGGCACUUCUGGGUGGUUGCGGUAGGACUGGCGCUGCUCGUCGCACUCUGCUUGGGGCUCUGGAGAAGGACCCGUGCUCCAGACAGCGGUGAUGAGCGGGACAGGUCUGUCACCAUCACGGAGGAGGAGGACAAAGAAAGUGAAGAUGAUUUCUAUGCGGAGGAGCGGCUGGGCAGGGAGAAGAUCCGGCGCUCAGCGCGGAGCCUGGCCUGCAGGAGACAGGAGGUGGAGACGGUGGUGGGCAAUGUCCUCGGUGUCCUCCAGGAGCGCCUGUCCCACAGCUUCUUCCUGGUGCCGCAGGCAGCCAUCGGGGUGGGCAGCGCCUUUGAAGGCUGGAGUCCCUGUGGGCCUGACGCUGUGUUCCGGCUGCUGGUGCCCCUGAAACCCUCCCGGGGACAUGCCUUCCAGCUGGAGCUGGGCCCUGCAGGAGACACAGCGGCAAAGCACCGUGUCCGCGUGGACCUGGCGUGCACCUGCUCGAAGGAGGCCCGUGGGGAGGAGGCCAUGCUGUGCUUCGUCCACCAGCCCUAUGAGGCGCUGGAGAGAGAUCAGGACUCCGGCCUCCUGUGCCAGCUCUGCACCGGCCGCUACCUGGAUGCGCAGAAGAUCGCCCGCUGGUUCCAGGAGCUGGUGAGCUCAGCCUGGGAGGAGAUGGGUCUUGGGCGUCGCUACCGGCUGAGGGUGCUGCCUUCCCGCCGCUCCUGCAAGCUGGAGCUGACAGGGGCCUCCGGGAGAUCCGUCGUCGUGGAGCUGCUCUUCGGGGUGCAGCGAGGCGAGUCGGACCUCUUCCUGAGCAGCCAGGCUCCAGAGGCCAUCUUCACGCCGGGCAUCAUGUGGACAGAGAGCUCCGCUGUGGCAGAGGCCAAGUUCUUCAGCCACGUGGCCAGGCAGGCCCUGCCUGACAGCCUCCACCUCCAAUGCCUGCAGCUCCUCACCGGCAGCCUGGGAGGCACGGUCCUUUCCUCCUACACCUUCAAGACGGCCAUGAUGCACCUCCUCAACCUGUGCCCCGGGACAAGCGUGCCAUUCACCCUCCAGCUGCAGGACGUCAUGGACUACCUGCGCAGCUGCCUGGAGGAGAAGCGCCUCCAUCACUUCGUCUUUGGCAACGAGUGCUUGCCCGAGGCCAUCGUCUUGCCCCCAGCCACCCAGCCAGCUGAGCCAGUCAACCUCUUCCAGUGCCUGGUGGAGGAUCCAGAAGCCCACGCCAAGGCACUGCGGGAGUUCCAGGAGCUGCAAGGUCGGCUCACGGGCCUCCUGCUCUUUGGAGCCUGAAAGAGGUUCUCACCUCUGGCAGCACCUGCGUGGUUGUGUCCCCUGGGGCUCUGCCUGCUGUCUGCCGGAGGGCCCCUUCUCCCUGGGACCUUCUGCCCUUUGUACAUAGUUGUCAAUACACGGUGUCUUGCACAAAAAGCUGCGUCUCUGAGUGUGUGUGCACCGUUCCUGGGGGGAAGGCGGGCAUCGGGUGUGGACUGCUCGGCCACCUGAGGGUAGGAAGAAGCCCCUGCCCCAGUCCAGGUUGGGGGCUGAGCUGCUGGAGAGCAGCUCUGAGGAGA
Messenger RNA from Calidris pugnax (ruff), 1802 nucleotides. Its product is annotated as inositol 1,4,5-trisphosphate receptor-interacting protein-like 1. NCBI's taxonomy places the organism in Eukaryota, Metazoa, Chordata, Aves, Charadriiformes, Scolopacidae. The coding region runs from base 1 to 1521 and encodes 506 amino acids. The transcript has a single exon. Gene Ontology annotation, cellular component: membrane. The record is from RefSeq and is a predicted model, not a curated record.